UUCGAGUGUCGAUGUUUGAAGCAACAGGUUGACAAUGUCAUUCGAAACGUCAACCUUGAAACACAAACAAACGCGGUAAGGUCAUUACGACCUCCAGUCCCUUUUACCCUUAAAAACCAAAUCAAAAUCUUUCAACCCCCUGAAUUUAUCACUUCUGUAAUAAUCACGAAACGAAAUGGCAGCCGUUUAUAAAGCUAUCAUCACCACUGCCGACAGAUUUGUACCGAAAGCACUUCAACCAUUAUGGAAUCAUGAAGCAGGACCAAAGACUGUAUUCUUCUGGGCACCAGCUUUCAAAUGGAGCCUGGUAAUCGCCGGUCUGGGAGACAUAUCACGGCCAGCUGAGAAGAUCAGCCUGUCGCAGUCGGCCUCCCUGGCCGCCACUGGCAUCAUUUGGUCGCGAUACUCGAUGGCCAUCAUACCCAAGAACUACAGCCUUUUCAGUGUCAACGUAUUCGUCGCCCUCACCAGCUGUUACCAACUCUACCGGGCUUAUGAGUACCAGAACUCACUGAAAGCGCUGCCAACAUCCGAAAACGAAAAAACAGAGAACGAAAAAUCAGAACUUUAAAAAUCGAACCAUGGCUUCCUACCGAAAUCCAACGUUAGUAGACAGUUUACUAACUUUGACAAAAAUCAACUCAAAUUUCAAUUCCUAUUUAAUUAAUAUUCAUUAUUUAUUUUGUUCCUUUGAUUUUUUUCCAGCUCAGGGUUGAAAAAUUUUGAUUUCAAUUCCAACAUAUCCCUAGAACAAGAUUAGUUUAGUAGUUGACUUUCUCUUGUACAAAUCUUACAACCAAUUUUGUAGAUAAUAUUAUGUCGAAGCCUAUUGUAGAUAAUCAAAACUAUAUCAACUAAUAGUUGUAAACUAAUUUUAGAAAUUGUCAUAAAAUGACAGGAUAUUAGUUCUUAUUUAUUUAUUAUAAGGAUCACAUCCAAUGUGUUUCUAUAUUUUUAAAGGGAAUAUUUUUAAGUUAGAAAAAGUUUCUAGAUCUAGCUGUACAUUUUUUUUUUAGAUGUGUUAUUCAGGUUGAUAAUGUUAAUUUUAUUCAUGUACGGUACAACAAUAUUCUUGCUUGCCAAUCUAAUAUUUUUGUAAAAAAGAGUUUAACGUUGAAAGAAAUCUUUUAUACUAUUCUAUUUUUUACUAUAAAGUUAAUGAUUAUUUUGAAAUUCAUCAUUUACUUAUAACUUUUAUUACUUUCGUUGACUAAUUUGUUAUCAAUAUCACACUAUUCAUUUCAGUACACAUUUUUCAUACUCUAGUUAUCUUAGUACAAAUGUUCUAUUCCUUUCAAGUACAAGCUUUUUUACCGAUUUUUAUCUAUAAUCCUAAGAAAUGUUGAAUUUUUACAUAUCCAACCUGUGAUACAACGAAUUACAGAACUAUUCCAUUGAAGGUGCCAACAAAGAGUCCAAUGAUAUAUUUUUUAUAGAAACGUCUAUCAAUUUUAUCUAGUGCAAUAUACGUUUUGUGUAAUGUCCAGAGAUUUGAAUUUUGUUAGAUACCAAUAAAUAUUUAUAAACCAAUAA
This is a messenger RNA of Nilaparvata lugens (brown planthopper), 1533 nucleotides long. Its product is annotated as mitochondrial pyruvate carrier 2. The transcript is spliced from 4 exons. Gene Ontology annotation, cellular component: mitochondrial inner membrane. Gene Ontology annotation, molecular function: pyruvate transmembrane transporter activity. Gene Ontology annotation, biological process: pyruvate import into mitochondria. The record is from RefSeq and is a predicted model, not a curated record. The coding region runs from base 176 to 571 and encodes 131 amino acids. NCBI's taxonomy places the organism in Eukaryota, Metazoa, Arthropoda, Insecta, Hemiptera, Delphacidae.